Pseudogymnoascus verrucosus is the source of this 1128-nucleotide messenger RNA. RefSeq names its product erg26, C-3 sterol dehydrogenase (gene ERG26). The transcript has a single exon. The record is from RefSeq and is a predicted model, not a curated record. NCBI's taxonomy places the organism in Eukaryota, Fungi, Ascomycota, Leotiomycetes, Thelebolales, Thelebolaceae. Gene Ontology annotation, biological process: steroid biosynthetic process. Bases 1 to 1128 code for a protein of 375 amino acids. Gene Ontology annotation, molecular function: 3-beta-hydroxy-Delta5-steroid dehydrogenase (NAD+) activity.
AUGGCGCCAGUUGCUAAAGUUACUAAGAAGAACCUUGGAAACGUUGUCGUCAUUGGCGGCUGCGGCUUCCUCGGUCAUCACAUCGUCAACCAGCUCGUCGAUAGCUACACCUGCAAGGUGUCCGUCGUGGAUCUCCGCACUACACGCAACCGCCGCCCCGAAUCCGAUGGCGUCCAAUACUUCGACGCCGACAUCACCUCGCUCGAAUCUAUCGUUACGAUCUUCAAGAAGGUCAAGCCAGAUGUCGUAAUCCACACCGCCUCUCCCGUGGCCAUCGCCGAGACGGCCAAUUCCUUCCUCUACAAAGUCAAUGUCGAAGGCACCCAAUGCGUCAUUGACGCCUGCCGCGAGACCGGCGUCACCGCGCUCGUCUACACCAGCUCCGCCUCGGUCAUCAGCGACUCCGUCACUGACCUCAUCAAUGCCGACGAGCGCUGGCCCAUGCUCAGAGGCAAGUUCCAAACCGACUACUACGCCGAGACGAAGGGUCUGGCCGAAGAGGCCGUCCUGAAGGCAAACCACACCGGCCCCUCCGACCUCCUCACCGCCGCCAUUCGCCCCGCGGGUAUCUUCGGCGAGGGCGACGUUCAGAUGCUGCCCAAUAUGCUGGACUUGUACUACAACAACAAGACCAACUUCCAGGUCGGCGAUAACACGAACCUCUUCGACUUCACGUACGUCGGCAACGUAGCGCACGCACAUCUCCUCGCCGCGCACCUGCUCCUGGCGACAGCCAGGUUGUCCGUUAAGCCGCUCGACCACGAGAAGGUGGAUGGUGAGGCGUUCAUCAUCACCAACGAUGCGCCUAUAUACUUCUGGGACUUCCCGCGCCAGCUGUGGGCGAUUGCUGGCCACAAGAAGGGAACUGAGGGUGUGUGGACAAUUUCGAAGGAUGUCGGAGUGCCAUUGGCGACGGUGGUCGAGACAUCAUUGUGGUUGAUCGGAAAGAAGAGCAAGAUGACACCCAGGGGGAUACGGUUCAGCUGCAUGACGAGGUAUUACAAUAUUGCUAAGGCGAGGGAACGGUUAGGCUACAAGCCGAUUUUGACCACCCGUCAAGGAAUGGAGAGGUCUGUGAAGGCCUUUAUGGCGGAGAAGGAGAGCGCGGAAGCCAAGAAGACGCAGUGA